AUGGCAAAAUUCGUGAUCGCUGGAAAAGCAAAUUGUCCACAUUAUGCUAAGGCAGAGUUACUUGGAGAUUACCUCCAACGUAAUUUACCCAACUUUAUCGUUCAUAAAUGGCCAAUUGAGCCAAAAGACUGGGACAACUGGGCGAAGGCUGCUUGUGAGAAAAAUCAAUGGAAACCACCAAAACAAUCAUCUCCACUCGUAUGGCGUGAAUUAAUCGAUCGCGGUGGUCGUGGAACACUUGUAGGUGAUCUCGAUGAUUUCCAGGAAUAUGCCCAUUGUUACUAUGGAACUCUUCUCAAUCAUUUUAUGGCCAAUACAUCAGCAUUGUUUCGUUCAAUUGCUGAAGAAAAUUCUCAGCAAUACACUGCUGAUCUGGAAUUCAAUCAACGAUAUAUAGAAAAAACUGUGAAUCCGUACCAUAUAUGUAUCAUUGGCGCCGAUCAUCCAUGUGCCUAUGCUCUCUUUCCGGAUUUGUUGUCCUCGAAACUAUUUCCUAAUCGAGAUAUUUGCCUACAAUUAGCGACACAUGAUCCAACAAAAUUAGCAGCAUUACAAGCUAUUGCCAUGGAAAUCGAAGAUCUUGCUUGUAAACAAUUCCGUUCGAUCGAAGUUUGCUUACAAGAUCAGAAAGAAACUUCUUAUAAGAACAUGGAUUUUAUUUUAAUUCUCGAUGAUUAUUUUAAUGAAGAGAAGGAAAAGCAUUUCCGUGACGGAAUUACCGAAAAGAAAAGAUUAAAUCAAGGGUACGAUGAACAAAACUUAUUUGCCGAUGAACGUCCACCAUACAAGCCCGAAAAGAUGACAUAUGAUUUAAAAUCCGCUUAUCAACAUUACAAAACUCUUGCCAAUCAUAUGCAAGCCAAUCUCAAAGUCACCUGUCGAAUACUGAUCGCUUGUUCAAAUUCAGUUAUGAUCGCAACACAAGCAUUCAUUCGAACAAUUAAAUCUAUUCCAUCCCAUCAUAUUCUUGGCCUCGCUCGGACCAUUGAAAAUCAAGCAAAAGCAAGAAUCGGCAAGAAACUCUGCUUGGACAUCAAAAAUGUGGUGGAUUUGCACAUUAUUGGAGAUGUUAAUGGCGAAUAUGUUAUCGAUACCAAUACUUGUCAAGCAGUUGAUUAUGAAGGAGCUAUUUGGGCACAAACGUUCUUACGAAACUCGACUGAAAUGUUGGCCGAUUCGAAAUACAUUCGCGAAGUCAUUGGUAAAGAAGUUGAAGAGCGCGAAUUCGAAUUGUAUACUCAUGUAGAACAGAAUCGAACACUGGUUCAAACUCAAGCGCGAGCUAUUCUAUCGUUUAUCAAAGAUUGGAUCAACGGGUCAAAUGAUGCGCAUUCAUAUUCGUGUGUGAUGUCCUGUUCAAAUUCUACUUUAGGUUUAACUGAAACAAAUGACGAAGAGCAAACAGAUAAGAACAUCAUUUGUUCGAUACCCGUACUGAUGAAAGGACAAGACGAGAUAUUGCCCAUUGAUUUGAAUCUAUCAAAUGAUAAUCGAACUGCACUCAUUCGAAUCCUCAAGUGUAAAAGUAAUCACAGGAGUAUCGGAAACAUUCAAAUUCACGUAAUGUAUUAUCCACAAUAUUACUCUACACCGCCACAGCAGCAACCACAACAGCAGCAACAGCAGCAGCAACAACAGCAACAGCAACAGCCGCCGCAACAUCAUCCUCAACAACAGCAACAGCAACAACAACAACCACCGUUACAUAAUAAUCAAGAUCCUCAUCAUACGUAUAGGGCGGCUUAUUCAUCGUUUUACCGGCCUAGUCCAGCACAAAACCGAAGCAGUCAUAAUCUAAAUUUCAGUCGCGAAUUUGAACGUUUUCCCACACCACCACAUGGCUACAGUUCCAUGCCAUCAGGUGCCUAUCCAUUCUAUGAUACCACCAAUCAGAAACAACGCUGGCGAGCAGGUUCAACUCGAAUACCGCAUCAAUAUCAUCGAACGCCAGCGUUCCAUUUCCAAGAUAAAUCAACUUAUUAUUAUAUGUCUGAUCCAAUAAUUAGCAACGAUAAUCGAAUCACUAUUCAAUUAACGAAAGUUCAUAUUGGACACAAUGGUGAUCAACAGCGUGUAUUCGUCGAACAGGAAUUUAGUGAUGAACACGAACUGAAGAAAUUUGUGAAAAAUCUACGACACAACUUCGAAAAAACGUUCAAUAAUCGUGCUACUGGUGUACAUAGUAGCGGUGAAAAUCUUGAUGAAAAUCACACGACGAGUAAUAAGAAAGCUGGAGUCAUCGUAGUAGAAGAGCCAGACGAAGAACCGAAAAUCUACGAGCAGCAAGCUUAUAAUGAAAACAUUGAAUCGAAGCAAUCAGCAAAUAACCGUUCGUCAAUAGCAAAUUCGCCACGAUUAGAUAGCUGUGAUCAUUGUCGACGUUCACCAAUUGAUUCCUCAUGCUCAACAGUUCGAACGAAUCGACGUCGAAAGCAUAAAAUGAAACAUCAUCGAGAUAAGAUUGACAAUGAGUUGCACAUCGAGGAAAAAGAACCACCUCUUCCACCCCCGCCUCUUCUAUCGACACAACAACAGCAGCACAGUGAAAAAAUGGCCAGCUAUUCCCGUCAAUACGAACCUUCCCCUCGUUUUCCACAACAUCGCACUUUGCCAAAAGAUAAAGACUUUCGAUUGAGAAAUGACUUUAGCGUUCCACCCAAUCUGACUUCUCAAUGGAGAUACAACGGAUAUUCCCAUUCAUUAAAUAGUCGAUCACGUUCAUAUAUUCCAGCAAUGAAUGAAAACUAUCCUCCGUCAACGCCUUCCCGCUUUCAAUACACUAAAGAUCCAUUCUUUCGUCCUAUUCGUCCUCCCACCCCAUCUCGUUUCAUUCAUUCCAAGACUCAACAUAAAUCUCAACCAUCUCCUCGGUUUCAAACCACCUCCCAACAUCGACGAAAUCAACCCACAAGCAUUGCUGAACAUUUCACGUUUAUGAAUAAUGAACAUCAACAACCUCGUGUUCAUCGUACACGUUCCGAAUGUCGACCUCAAGCUCCCGUCCGAAGUGGAAGUAAAACAUUUCCCUAUCUUGAUUACAAUGCCAACUUCAACCAACGUUAUUUUAAUCCCUAUCUACAUUCAUCAGCGCAAAUAUUUUAUUCUCAACGACGUUUCUUUCGCAAUCCACAAAAACAUUCAUGUUUAUUUAAUUCUUAUCGUCCAAAUUCUAAACGUUUUUAG
Adineta ricciae is the source of this 3183-nucleotide messenger RNA. The record is from the annotation of a GenBank genome assembly. Lineage: Eukaryota; Metazoa; Rotifera; Eurotatoria; Adinetida; Adinetidae.